Molecule: messenger RNA, 1333 nt
Organism: Homarus americanus (American lobster)
Lineage: Eukaryota; Metazoa; Arthropoda; Malacostraca; Decapoda; Nephropidae
Product: receptor-type tyrosine-protein phosphatase O-like
Exons: 13
Coding region: 35-1153 (372 amino acids)
Biological process (GO): protein dephosphorylation
Molecular function (GO): protein tyrosine phosphatase activity
Source: RefSeq, a predicted model, not a curated record
CAGUUGAACUGUUUGUGCUGUUGGGUGAGGCAGCAUGGCUCUUACUGUCAGACCUUUGCUCGUCUUACUGCUGUUAUUAAAUGGCUUGGUCAGGAGCCAUGACCAAAACACAGGUACAGACUGGACGAGUUUCCCAUCCACCACCACCACCACCACCCCACCGGCACAUAAUGACAUGACCCUCGAAUUGGCCAUUGGAAUACCUCUGGGGGUUGUGGCUCUCCUAAUCAUCAUUUCUGUUAUCGUUUACUUCAGCUGCCGUCGGAAGAAAGUAAUACCAGAGGUGGUGGUGACAUAUGGGACUGGGACUAACAACGUGAGCUUCAUCGCCGACAGUACUCCCCAAGAAGAAAUACUGAAGAUGGAAUUUGAAAAGAAUUUUGAAGAACAAGUUUAUAGCAAAUCAACAUCAAUCGCCCUGCAGCACCGAGACAGGAACAGAUAUGAGGAUAUUUUGCCAUUUGAUGUUACACUAGUGAGAUUAAACAAAGUGGACUACAUCAAUGCUUCUUAUAUCUUUGGGAAGAAGUUUAUAGCCACCCAGGAUCCUCUACCAGACCAAGAUGAUGAUUUCUGGCAGUUGAUAUGGGAGCAAAGGGUUCAAAUUAUUGUCCGACUUUCUACUGACAAUUCUAGCCAAACUGUCGCGCGGUAUAUUGACGACCGCGGCGACAACACCUGGGUAAUGGGCCACGAUGAGUUGAAUGUCUCGGUCCUCACUACACACAACAACGGAGUGUUCUACAAGAGGACGUUUAAAGUUAGCAAGGAUAAUGACGUCAGGUUCAUUGAGCACUUCCACAUGACCAACUGGCCAGAGGGGAGAGUGCCACAGCGAGACGACACCCUCAACCUGAUAGUGUCAGCUCGUAGUGCCAGCAUAAAGUAUGGAUCAGAGAGUCCAACCCUUAUACACUGCGGUGCGGGCUGUGGCAGAACGGGCACCAUCAUUGCACUGUGGCAUAUGAUUGACGAGUUCCUUGCAGAUCGGAUGGUCAACAUUGUCAGGACUGUUGAAAGCAUGCGCAGGUGUCGUAUGUCAAUGGUGAAAUCAGUGGAGCAGUACAUCUCUAUAUACAAGUGUUUCGAGGAAUUUAAGAAGAACCCACAACGCUGGCAAGUAAACAGUCUACCAUUUGAAGCCCUCGGGUAGAGGCAACACACACACACACACAUACAAGCAUCUUAAUCACUCUUACACCAAGAGAUACGAACGGCACAGAUGGCGACUCACUACGGCAUCGCUGCACUGCCUCUCGUUUCAUUCAACUCCUGAUUAGGUUUUGUAAGCUUGGUUGAGGAAGACAGUAAUCAUGGCCUCACUAUAAAAUGA